Bombus terrestris (buff-tailed bumblebee) is the source of this 2821-nucleotide messenger RNA. RefSeq lists its product as uncharacterized. The coding region runs from base 233 to 991 and encodes 252 amino acids. NCBI's taxonomy places the organism in Eukaryota, Metazoa, Arthropoda, Insecta, Hymenoptera, Apidae. The transcript has 5 exons. The record is from RefSeq and is a predicted model, not a curated record.
UUGUUUUCAAGUAGCUCGAUAUCGAACAAGACAAACUUCUUCGUUCACGCAUUUUACUGUUAGUAGUACUAAAAGGUAGGACAAACUGUCGUACAUACAAUUAGAAACCUCCUAACUCGUGAACAAGAGAACCUUUAUGUUAACCACAUUUCUGAUUGGGGGAAUAGGAACUAAUAAUUCUUACAAACAGGUUGCUUACAAAUAAAAUAAUACUGUGGUAACAAUAAUAAUAAUGUGGAUUAGAGGAUUGUCCAAUGCAUGGAGUGUCAACUACAGUUUAGCCAUCGAAUGCAUGCCACCGAUCAUAGCACUCUUCCUUUCUAUGUCGAUGUAUCUCAACGCAAUUUUUAACACAAAAAAGAUGAGGGAUGUACUCUUAUUCAUUAAAAAUAACCAUCAUUAUUAUGCGAAUCGUCCAGAAAAGCUGAUUCUUCGAUAUUAUGACGUACAAGGAAGAAAAAUUACACUUUAUUACGCCUUAUACGUUUACACAACAGUGGUGGCUUACAUAACGAUACCAGCAAUAUCGCUGCUAAUUGAUUUCAUUAUACCCUCGAAUCAUUCAGAAGAGAAAAGCUUUCCAAUUGAACUCGAUUAUGGCGUGGACACACAACAAUAUUUUUAUUAUCUGUUCAUACAUUCAUACAUGACAAUAGCCAUGAUUGCCAAUUUAAUUGCUUCUUGUGAUACUACGUACAUGCUAUACGCCCAACAUGGCUGUGCUUUGUUCGCAAUUGUGAGUUACGAAUUGAGAACUGUGCACAUUUUGGAUGCGAGUAGUUUGAUAAAUUUAAAGGAUCAUCGUUUAUUCGAAAACUACAAAAAUACCGAAUUAUUGCCGGAAGAAGAGAAGAAAAUUUCUACAAAACUGUUCCUUUGUAUAAAAGAAUAUCAAAAUGCAAUAAGGUCGGUAGACUUAGUGUACGGUAGGAUGGACUUGGAUUCUCCCGUUACCAAAGUUUCUCGAGACACCCCUUAUGCUAUUGGAUGAAAAAGCGAUUUGUAUAAAAUUUUAAAUCGCCCAGGCGACGGGAGAUGGUACCAUAUCGAGUAUGCAAAAAAUUUUUUUAUUUUCGUGAUUAGCUUUUCUACGUCGUAGUAUAUACAAUAAGUAUACAUGUUCAUCUUAUCGUUGAAUUUGUCUUCUUACGUUCUUUAACAAUAUUUAUUAUCGUCAUUUGUUUGUACUUUAGGCUCAAAGCCUAAUACAACGAGGGAUUGUUGCAUUCUUAUUCCUAGUUUCCUACACUGUAUCAGAUUUCUACAUCGAGUUCUUAAUUUCUAUAUUAUAUUGCUAUUUUAUUAUACUACUUUAGCUCUCUCUCUCUCUCUCUCUCUCUCUCUCUCUCUCUCUCUUUUAAUAAUUAAUAUGUAAUAUCUAGUAUAGCGUAUACGAUACAAUGAUAUAUACAUAUAGCACGUACAUACAGCCAUAUUCAGAUUUAUGUCUGUAUAUAAAAGUAUCUCUUCUCAUAUAUUAAGCUUUAUUACAGAUCCAAGUGCGGUCUUCUUAUCUUUAUCGUUGCACGUAAAGUUAAAAGUUAAUUAAAAAUGAUUUCUGCCUCUGUUACGGUUUGCCAAUCGUUUCUCUAAUCAAGUGUUCAAGGAAACUUUAAUUUGUGGCGGCAUCGACCACGGAACUUUCCAACAGCUUCGCGGUACAAAGAGCUAUGCCGUCAAAGCACAAUACCGACAUGCCCAAUGUACCAUCGAUAUCUCUACGUUUCUUUCGCCGAAUUCUCGGAAGAACACAUACGCAGCGACCGCCGCGGUACAUCUGAUAAACGCAUGUGUAGUAGAGAUAUCGAAGGACAACAAAGGAAAGAAUCCUUGAUUUCGAAUAAAAGAAUCAGUCAGUCUAUCUCAAGCUGCGAAGUACGAAAGAUCUCGUUAUAAGCAAACCACUAACAAAACCUUAAUUGUUAUAUUUUCGUCUUACUUGUUAUCAAACCUUUUGUUAACAAAUCAAGUGUAGUUUUCCGCAUGCACUCAUUUCAACCACCUCUAUUCUCAUAAUAGAAACAGGGGAUCAAUCAGUUCGUGGCGUCGAUUGUUUAAUCGUAACGAGAAUUUACGACUCUCGUUGACGCGUUAUCUCGCGAUCGCGUCUCUCCGCGAACAGUUGAAACAGCCUCUUCUCCGUUCUCGAUGCUUAGUACCUGUUAGAAGUCUUUUCUCUCUUCUCUCUGUAUAUCAUAUCGUUGAUAUUGGGGACAUAUCGAGAUACGUUAUAUCGCUGCCAUACCGUGGAACUCGGCUAUUUGACAGUAAUUGACAGCCGCAGUGUAGAAUGCCAGAGCCAACGGACGAGCCCGGGGCGAAUAGGAAAAGGACGAUCUCGGCGAUAUCGAUCAGAUAUUCGAAGACAGGGGGUCACUUCUGAUUUCGAGACCUGAUAGAAAAAUGGUCGCGUUCCGUUUUUGUACUACAAAAUAGUCGUGUAAAUGAUAAUUCAUUGUAGAAGCGAAUUCGUCAAGUGUUAAACCAAGCGUAAAUAAAAUGAGUCGUGCCACGAACGCGCACAGCGAUGUUUCAAAUUGUUCCAUGUUUCAAAUUUCAAGGUUUCUUCCCUUCUCAUGUUACACAGCUGGCAUACUUGCGCGUCAUUUAUUUUUAUUUUCUUCCCUUUCCCUUCUAAUACUAUACUACAUUCAUAGAUCCCAGCUAAGCAUAUUUGGACAAUUGUCCUAAUCCUGUAAAUUAUUGGUAAUACAAGGCUUAAGUAUUUUUUCCCGUUUGAAUUUGUUAAAUUCUUUAUAAAUAUAUAUUUAUAUGUCGAAGAUGAAAGAACACCGGAACCUUCCCUUUGGAACUUUGGGAA